AUGCCGCACGGCCCUUCAGCUUCUGUCUCGAAUGUCCCACCAAGUGAGGAGAAACCCCACUGUCUCGUCCCUCUCGCGUCUCUGGAGGAUUCUGAGAAGGACACUCUCCAGUCCACCGCUCACUUCCACGGGAUCGUGCGCAACAACAUUGGCGUGUUUGUUGUCUUCAAUGGCAAUCGCACCACCCUCCCCCGGAUCCCCCAUCCCCCCCCAACUUCUACUCGCAUCCUGCACUGUACUGCAGCUCCUGGAUGGACACCCGCCGAGUGCACCUAG
Molecule: messenger RNA, 276 nt
Organism: Mycena citricolor
Lineage: Eukaryota; Fungi; Basidiomycota; Agaricomycetes; Agaricales; Mycenaceae
Source: the annotation of a GenBank genome assembly